This is a messenger RNA of Neodiprion fabricii, 1480 nucleotides long. It is a transcript of the gene Arl5, whose product is annotated as ADP-ribosylation factor-like protein 5B. Gene Ontology annotation, biological process: protein localization to Golgi membrane; vesicle-mediated transport; intracellular protein transport. Gene Ontology annotation, cellular component: trans-Golgi network; cytoplasm. Lineage: Eukaryota; Metazoa; Arthropoda; Insecta; Hymenoptera; Diprionidae. Gene Ontology annotation, molecular function: GTP binding; GTPase activity. The record is from RefSeq and is a predicted model, not a curated record. The transcript is spliced from 3 exons. Bases 563 to 1102 code for a protein of 179 amino acids.
AAUUUCUGCUAAUCAGCCGUGUACGUCAGCCGGAAUCAUCAGUACGUAAACAAUAUACCUAUAUGUGCAGACCACAUAACGCGAGGAUUACGCGGGUGAAUACAUUUCUCGCGUCUGCGCACAGACUGCAAAGGUCGUGGCCACUCAGUGAUCAGAAACCCUGCGUGACGUCAUCGUCCGGAGUUCUUCCCAAAGGGGACUGGUUGUUCUUUUGGGUCUAAGGAAGUACAAGAGAAAGUGCAAUAUGUCGGGGUUUACUUUGGCCUCGUUGAAUUAGAGCAUACUUGCGUAUUUUUUCACGUUUAACGUCAUUCGUAUUACUCCCGUUGAUAUUUGUAUACAUUUGUGACGUGUUCCGCGUCUCAGGAAGGUUGAGAAACGGAGAUUAAUACAGUUUCGUCGUGACAGCCAGCCAAAAUAGUUGCACAUAACCCUGUGAAUAUGAGAUAUAACUCAAGAUCCGACGCCACGAAAUAUCUAGUGAUCAGUUUACGUGAUUGAAAGAUAAUCUCGCUGUAAAUAUUGAGUAAACACAAAACCUGACGCUCAAACCUUGUACAAUAUGGGACUUUUAUUCUCGAAACUGUGGAGUCUGUUUGGGAACGAAGAACACAAAAUCGUAAUGGUUGGACUGGAUAACGCGGGUAAAACAACGAUAUUGUAUCAAUUUUUGAUGAACGAGGUUGUCCAUACGUCACCAACAAUUGGUUCUAACGUUGAAGAAGUUGUUUGGAAAAAUAUUCACUUUAUAAUGUGGGACUUGGGUGGUCAGCAAAGUUUGCGAGCCGCCUGGUCAACUUACUACACAAAUACCGAAUUCAUUAUAAUGGUGAUCGAUAGUACAGAUCGUGAAAGAUUAAGCGUUACUAGAGAGGAACUAUAUUCCAUGUUGAAUCAUGAAGAGUUGAGCAAAGCCAACGUUCUUGUCUAUGCUAAUAAACAAGACUUGAAGGGAAGCAUGAGUGCCGCCGAAAUAUCCCGGCAGUUGGAUCUUACGUCGAUUAAAAAGCACCAGUGGCACAUACAAACUUGUUGCGCACUUACAGGAGAAGGGCUAUACCAGGGUCUCGAGUGGAUCGUUGGUAGACUGAAGAAGACAUGACCCAAAUCGUGAAAGCUUAAACUGCCUUUGUCAAUAAAAUAUACGGAAUGUAAAAUAUUCGAAGGGAUUUAGGUAUUGUGCCACUUUGACUGCUGUACUAAAUAUAAAAUGACAAUUCUAAUACCUGAAAGGUUGAAUAUCCAGCCUUAAUGAAAUACGUAUGGAGUAUAGUUGUCAAAGUGUAUUUAUAUCAGUUGGUAAGAUAAUGGAAAGCAGAAAGUUGUAACAAAUGUAAAACCGUCGAAUUGUGGACACAAAGUAAAAUCAUAUCUGGCUUGUUGCGCUACUGGUAAUGUGUAAAGAAAAAAAAAAAUCACGACGAUAUACUUUCAACAAUUUGCUAUGAAACUAUUUAAUCUGCUAUCUUGCAAAAAAUAA